Molecule: messenger RNA, 1533 nt
Organism: Oldenlandia corymbosa var. corymbosa
Lineage: Eukaryota; Viridiplantae; Streptophyta; Magnoliopsida; Gentianales; Rubiaceae
Source: the annotation of a GenBank genome assembly
GUAAUUUCUAACACCCACACACUUAAAAAAAGCCAACCCCAACCCAAACUCCACAUGGGAUUUUCUUUAGCUUUUCUCCUUGAUUCCCUUUAAAGCUUUCCCCCCACCCACUCCCUCUCUCCCACUCCCUCCGUUUUAUCUUACCACAAAAAAAAAAAAACACGCACUCACACACUAAUCCCGUUCUUCAUUCAUACUCUCCCACCUUCAUUUCACUCGUAACUAUUCAUCGUCUGAAUUCAAUUCCAUCUUUUUUUUCUUCGUUUUCCUGAAUUCGUUUAGAAUCCAAAGGACGAUUCAUUGAGAUUUAAGAUCAUUCCGUUAUUCUUGAUUCCAUUCAAAUUCUAAUUAUGGCGUCGUUAUCAGCAAAGAUGGUGGCGAGCACAGUAACCAAUAACAAUAAUUCUGACAGAUCAAUCUCGCGCCGGAAAAAGAAAAAGAAGAAUUUGAAUUCCGUCAGAGACCGGCCUGAUCACGCCGCUCCGGCCGCCGUCUCCACCCCAUGGAAAUCGGAUACUCAGCAACAAGUUUAUUCCUCCAAGCUUCUCCAAGCUCUCCGCCAGGUGAGAAGCGCGUCGCCGAAGCGCGGCCGUGCGGUGCGGGAAGCGGCGGACAGAGUUCUGGCGGUGGCGGCGAAAGGAAGAACGCGGUGGAGCCGAGCGAUUCUGACGAAUAAGGUUAAGCUCAAGUUUAUGAAGAAGGCCGGGAGCCGGAUGAUGAGGCAGAAUAGGGCGGCGGAGGGUACGACGACGGUGAUUACAACGACGUCGUCGAGUGGCGGCGGCAGCCGGUGGCAGAAGAAGAAGCCGAGGGUGUCGGUUUUGAGGCUGAAAUCGAAGGGAUUACCGGCGUUUCAGAGGAAAGCUCGGGUUCUCGGCCGGUUGGUUCCCGGUUGCCGGAAACAGCCUCUUCCGGUGAUUCUUGAGGAAGCUACUGAUUACAUCGCGGCUCUGGAGAUGCAAGUUCGAGCCAUGAGCGCCUUAGCCGACUUGCUUUCCGGCGCGUCGUCGUCAAAUCAUCCACCAGCUAGUUAAUCCAUUCUACUUUGCUCUGUUUUUAUUAAUUUUUUUUAUAAAAGAAAAAAAGGAAAAAAAAAUAUUUUGGUUUUCUUUGAAACUCAAAUAUUUCUCUUUUUAUUGUCCCUUGUUAAUAUUCUCUUGUAGCAUAUAUAUUUCUUUUAAUUCUUAUAAUUUUCCUCUUCAAGUGUAAUUGUAAUGAGGUAUUGGCUUAAGGAACCUAAGAAAGAAAAAAACAUGAGGGAAAAAAAAAGAUGAGUUAAUAUAAAUAAUUUUUUAAUAGUAGUAUUUGGGAAGCACCAAAGUCACUUGUUAUGAGGUUGAACACUAUUCUUUUCUUUUUUUUUGUUCUAGUAUAUUUUUGAGAUGCGCUAUGGCUAAUUAGUAGAAAUUCAUUUUAUUUCCCAAUUCCCAUAUUAUUAUCGUGAAGGGAAUAAUUAAGUGUAUGUACAUAUUUUUACAUUUUAUUCAUCAUAUUCCUCAUUGUGAAUAUCAUCAAUAUUUUUCGAUUGCUUCA